Fonsecaea erecta is the source of this 387-nucleotide messenger RNA. RefSeq lists its product as hypothetical. The transcript has 7 exons. The record is from RefSeq and is a predicted model, not a curated record. Lineage: Eukaryota; Fungi; Ascomycota; Eurotiomycetes; Chaetothyriales; Herpotrichiellaceae. Bases 1 to 387 code for a protein of 128 amino acids.
AUGUCGGAUCAAGAUAAGUCUGCACUUGAUGCCAACAAGGGUUCUAUUGGCUCUCAGUUCAAGCCAGAGGGAUCCGUUGGACAAAUGGGAGAAAAGGCUGGUGGUCCGCUCAGUAGUAGCGGUGCGGUGGGAAAGCACUUCACGCCUGAGGGUUCAGUGGGCGGCACGGCACAAUCGGCCGCCGAACAAAUGCAAGGAGACAAGAAGCCUAUCUUUGACAAAGACGGCGCAGUAGGCAAGCAAUUCACAUCUGAUGGGGCCAUCGGCAGUGUCGGUGAGGCCGUGGGCGGUCCCUUCUCGUCCAAGGGCGCCAUCGGAAAGCAAUUCACAGAACAAGGAGCAGUAGGAGGAACAAUCCAGGAGAAUUUGGGAAGUGGCAAGGAGUAA